CCGGUGACAUAGCUAACAUCUAUGGUCACUCGUCUUUAUAGUUUCUUCCGCCUUUUGUCACUUGCGCGGACAACUCAUUCCCUUGACCUUAUAUACUCUUGUGACCUUCACUUACUGCAUACUCGUACCGCCUGCUUGAGUCUUGUCUACUCACUUCUUUGCCGUCGUUUACGCUCUUUAUCUCCCGUCUUAGACCCAGAUGCCGAACAUGAAACCUCUCCUGGAAGACGCAAAGCGGCGAGUGGACCGUAGACUCAGUGCAAGCAGACAAUCCAUAUCAUCUAGCCGCAUAUUUUCCACUGCCUUACCUGAGCGACUAAAAGACGAUCAUGAUUCCCAGGUUGACUUUACCGCGCCACCUCGUGCAAGUGGUACUCGGGAUGGUCAGCUACCCUAUAUGCACCAGUCCAUAUUCUCGAUGAUUGCCGCCGUCGGAUCCAAAUCGGAUUUCCAUGCGCGAUUCGAUGAAUCGAGUGAUAGUGAGGGUGAGGCUGAAGGACAAACCCAAAAGCAGCCGGGAAAAGCUCUGUCGCCAUCACCGAAAGGGAGUGAGAAUGAUCCGCUUUCAUCUACUCACAAACCCCAAAGUGUCCCCGAAGGAAGAGGACGUCGCCACCGGAGGACGAUAUCUGAUAACAAGCUAUUUCGAUCUUUGAAGCCGAAUGUUAGGAGCAAGGGGACUGAGUCAAGUAUUAGCACCGAGCCUCCGACGAGCGAUGAAAUGUCCCCAAUUCCCUCUCCCAGGCGGCCGCGCAGUGCGACUCCUCGUGCAGCUCCCAUACUGAGUCGUAUGGUCGAAGCACAGGCUCUCUUAGACAAAACGCAACCCGUAGAACAACCUUCAUCGUCCUCCAAUAAGGAGACAGACGACGUCUCUCAACAAUCAGCAUCACCACUGUCUUUUAGGCUGAGAGAAAUGUUCGGGUUUGAGAAACCAGAAAAGGUACUCGUUGAGUAUGCCUGCUCCCUACUACAAAACAUCCUACUUCAGGGGUAUAUGUAUGUCACGGAGGGACACAUAUGUUUUUACGCAUAUUUACCGAGAAAGUCUACUGUGACCAUCAGGUCGGGACAUCUCUAUAAGCGUGGUCGGAAGAAUCCGAAGUACAAUCGGUACUGGUUUUCGCUCAAAGGAGAUGUACUAUCAUACUAUACGGAUCCCUCUAGCCUCUAUUUUCCUAGUGGCCAUGUCGAUCUUCGUUACGGAAUAUCUGCUUCUUUGACAGAGCAAAAGGAUAAGGACAAGGAAGCCCGAGAUUUUCAAGUCACCACGGAUCAGCGAACAUAUUACUUUAGAGCAGACAGUUCAACCAGUGCGAAAGAAUGGGUUAAAGCGUUGCAAAAGGUUAUCUUCCGAGCUCAUAAUGAUGGUGAUAGCGUCAAGAUCUCCUUCCCGAUUACGAACAUCAUAGAUAUCGAGGAAAGCCCAAUUGCUGAUCUUGCCGAGACAUUCAAGAUACGAGUGGUUGAGAGUGACGAGUCCUACGCCAUUGAUGAGUAUUAUUUCUCUUUCUUUGAAUCCGGUCGCGACGCAUAUAAUUUUGUGAAGGGGUUGAUCAGCGAGAGCAGCGUGAAAUCUUCUCAAAUAUUAGCGCCACCGCCUGAGCAAGUAUCUCCCUCGAGUCGCUCUCGUAGGUCCCGGAAUCGAUGGUCGUUAAACAGUGAUUUGAGUCAAUCUCGAGGAAAUGGGGUUAUGAAAGCGCAACGGCGACGGAGCGCAAGCACCGGCCACGUUACCUCUCAUUCCGAUGGAGUGGGAAUGUCGCCUCGAACAAGACAGCGGGAUCUGUCAGAUUCCUUUGUUAACUCCUUUGAGCAAGCAACAGAUGCUUCGGCAGUCCUGCAGUCGAUGACCGAUACAACAGAGUCUGCCAGUCAGAUCUUAAAUCGAAGCGAUGUCUUCCAGUCACCCACAAUUAAUACUUGGCAACGUUCUAGUGUAGACAGAACAGGUCGUCGGUUUUCAGACGAAACAGCACGAUCGACACAUGCCAUCGCUGCUGAUCCAGCGGCACUUGUCAAACGAAACAGGCAGGAAGUUCAACAUGCCGGCAGUGAGUCUGACCAGGACACACAACACCCCUCUAAGGUGACUUCGUCUGCGCCAACCUUGAAUGAGCUGGUGAAAGCCGGUGCAUAUCCUCUUCAGCGUGCGGCAGGAUUCGCAGAGUACCUGAGAAACCGGUCGAGGCAGAUGAGUACCCUUUUAGCAAGUGAAUCCAUGGGUUACAUUGAGAAAGUCUCUGGGAUGUGGGCUGGUGGCCGCAGACAUUAUGGAGAAACUGAAGGCAUACUACCGGAUGAUCAGGAUGUUGACCCUGAAGACAAGGAAGAUGGUGUUAAGCACGGAGACCGUUUUCGUGCUCAUUUCGCUCUGCCCUCAACUGAAAGGCUUCAAGCGACCUAUUACGCAUAUCUCCACCGUGUCCUCCCGCUUUACGGAAAAAUAUAUAUAAGCCAAAGAAAGCUUUGUUUUCGUAGUCUCAUUCCGGGAACUCGCACCAAGUUGAUACUUCCGCUCAGAGACAUUGAAAAUGUGGAGAAAGAAAAGGGCUUCCGAUUUGGAUACCAGGGGCUUGUUGUCAUCAUUCGGGGCCACGAAGAGUUGUUUUUUGAAUUCAAUACAGCGGAUGGCCGGGAUGAUUGUGCGGUCACACUUCAUCAGAGCCUCGAGUCGAUGAGGUUCCUCGUAGAGUCGGGGCUGCUAGCAGAGCAGGAGAAAGGUGAGAUCGAAACAGCACAAGCCGAACAUCGCAUGCUGCAGGAAGCCAGGUUAGAUGCUACUGGCGAACACGACUCGCACCAAUCUCUGCGGGAAUCAUCCGAGCUCCAUCCCAUUUUCGAUGAUCCUCGUGCUUCGAUUAUCAAUUUCAAGCCCUCGGAGUCAUUGCGAAUUACGUGCCUCACCAUCGGUUCGCGGGGCGAUGUACAGCCAUAUAUUGCCCUAUGCAAAGGGUUGUUAGCAGAAGGCCAUAGACCUAAAAUUGCAACCCAUGCAGAGUUUGAACCAUGGGUGAGGCAGCAUGGUAUUGACUUUGCCCCAGUCGAUGGUGACCCUGCAGAACUCAUGAGAAUAUGUGUUGAGAACGGAAUGUUCACGUAUUCAUUCUUGAAGGAGGCGUCUACAAAGUUUCGAGGGUGGAUUGAUGACCUUCUCUCAUCAGCGUGGGCCAGUUGUCAGGACAGUGAUCUUCUUAUUGAGUCUCCUAGUGCAAUGGCUGGAAUUCACAUUGCUGAGGCGCUCAGAAUCCCUUAUUUCCGUGCCUUCACGAUGCCAUGGACCAGAACAAGAGCAUAUCCACAUGCCUUCGCUGUCCCCGAGAAUAAGAUGGGUGGUGCGUACAACUAUCUCACAUACGUUAUGUUCGACACUGUCUUCUGGAAAGCUAUUGCGGGGCAGGUGAAUCGUUGGAGGAAGAAACAGCUCGGGCUGAAGGCGACUACACUUGAUAAGAUGCAGCCAAAUAAGGUUCCCUUCCUUUAUAACUAUUCUCCCUCCGUGGUGGCACCUCCACUGGAUUAUCCUGACUGGAUUCGUAUAACCGGCUAUUGGUUCCUCAGUGAAGGGAGCAAUUGGACUCCUCCGACAGAGUUGCUUGACUUCAUCCAUAGAGCCCGCAGUGACAGCAAAAAGAUUGUCUAUAUCGGGUUUGGGUCUAUUGUCGUGUCGGACCCUUCGGCUCUAACACGGACAGUCGUUGAGUCUGUUCAAAAGGCCGACGUCCGCUGUAUCCUGUCGAAAGGAUGGUCAGAUCGACUUGGAGAUCCUGCCAGUGCGAAAUCUGAGAUUCCUUUGCCACCGGAGAUUUUCCAAAUUCAAUCCGCGCCUCAUGACUGGCUUUUCUCACAGAUUGACGCGGCGGCGCAUCAUGGCGGUGCUGGAACGACUGGGGCGAGCCUUCGGGCAGGUCUUCCUACUAUCGUUAAGCCUUUUUUCGGUGACCAGUUCUUCUUCGGCACCCGCGUGGAAGAUCUAGGCGUGGGUAUCUGUAUGAAGAAGUUGAAUGUAAGCGUAUUUUCGCGGGCUCUGUGGGAGGCCACUCAUAGUGAGCGAAUGAUUGUCAAAGCUCGAGAGUUAGGUGCACAAAUUCGAAGUGAAAACGGUGUGGAUACUGCUAUCCAGGCUAUAUAUCGUGACCUCGAAUACGCUAAAACACUGGCUCGACAGCGCUCAAUUGUUUCGUCAACCCCAUUCUCGCCAACGCCCUCCGCCAAACCUAUGGCUGAGCAAGAAGAAGACGAUAUGGCUGACAGUGAAGAAUGGACAUUUGUCGGUGACGACACAGAAAUUGAUGUUUCGAGACGGCUGCGGGAUCGAGCUGUGUCCGAUGUUGAUAUGCUACCCGCGCCAAUUACUAACGCGCCAUAGGGUAACGACCAACGUGCAACAAUACUUAUUAGGUUAUGACUUACGAUCUGCUUAUUUACCGGAGAUACAGAUGUUGCUUAGCUGCUCUGCUCGACCUUUACCCCUUUCUUAUAUUUACUUCCUCUUCUUCUUUCCCGUUCCCUUUCGAAGAGAUUGCAUGGGUUUAGAUGGUUUACGAGGGUCUCCCCUCAGC
Molecule: messenger RNA, 4562 nt
Organism: Aspergillus alliaceus
Lineage: Eukaryota; Fungi; Ascomycota; Eurotiomycetes; Eurotiales; Aspergillaceae
Gene: atg26
Product: UDP-glucose:sterol glycosyltransferase
Exons: 3
Coding region: 200-4369 (1389 amino acids)
Biological process (GO): carbohydrate metabolic process
Molecular function (GO): hexosyltransferase activity; UDP-glycosyltransferase activity
Source: RefSeq, a predicted model, not a curated record